AUGGCAGAAAUGGCAGAGAUUAUAUUAGCACUAUUAGAGAUUAUACCUGAAUAUGUUCUUGUUAAUCUCUUGACUAUUGCAAUUAUGGGAGAUUCGUCCUAUAGUAAUUUUCGUAAAAAGAUUAUGUGGUUUCUUAGGUGUCUUAAAUGUUCUUUUGAUAGUCUCUUUCACUCCUUCAACAUUGAAG
This is a messenger RNA of Funneliformis mosseae, 187 nucleotides long. The record is from the annotation of a GenBank genome assembly. NCBI's taxonomy places the organism in Eukaryota, Fungi, Glomeromycota, Glomeromycetes, Glomerales, Glomeraceae.